Lotus japonicus is the source of this 582-nucleotide messenger RNA. Its product is annotated as protein FAR1-RELATED SEQUENCE 6-like. The record is from RefSeq and is a predicted model, not a curated record. NCBI's taxonomy places the organism in Eukaryota, Viridiplantae, Streptophyta, Magnoliopsida, Fabales, Fabaceae. Gene Ontology annotation, molecular function: zinc ion binding. Bases 1 to 582 code for a protein of 193 amino acids. Gene Ontology annotation, biological process: regulation of DNA-templated transcription. The transcript has a single exon.
AUGUAUGAGACAAGAGCUUCUUGGGCAAGCACCUUCAUGCAAGACAAAUUUUUUGCCGGUAUUUGGACGACAUCCUUAUGUGAAGGUAUUAACUCAUUCAUAAAGAAUUAUCUGCAUUGUAAGUGUUCUUUGUUGGAUUUUCUUUUCAAUUUUGAGCGGGCUAUGAAGAAAUACAGGCACAAUGAGUUGGAAUCUGAUUUUAAGUCUUCUUAUGGUGAGCCUGUUAUGACAACUGCACUUAGUGGCAUUGAGUAUAGAGCUGCCAAAAUAUUAACAAGGAGCAUGUUUUGGGAAGUCAAGGGUCAAAUAGAAGAUGCCCUGGGGCUAAAUGUGGAGCGUUCUGAGGUGGCCAAUAUUGUGAUGAUGAAAAUGAGAAAAAUUAGCAAUCGCAGAAAAGAAUAUAUUGUUGUUUAUGAUAAGAACCAGAAAAAGUUUGUAUGUGAAUGUGGUUAUUUUGAGUUUUAUGGCAUCCCUUGUUCUCAUAUAAUAGUUGGGAUAAGAAGUGAGUAUAUUGAUGAAUUUCCAAGCAAUCUAGUUUCUAAGAGGUGGUUGAAAACAGCCAAGUCUGCUCAUGUGUAUUGA